Molecule: messenger RNA, 2002 nt
Organism: Plutella xylostella (diamondback moth)
Lineage: Eukaryota; Metazoa; Arthropoda; Insecta; Lepidoptera; Plutellidae
Source: RefSeq, a predicted model, not a curated record
ACGAAUACCUCAUUCUUCUGCAAAUCGUCCUAGGGUUAACAUCCUAUUACAAUCCAAAGUGAAUCUGACAUUGCAGUGAAAGCCAAGUGUUUCAACUGUUGAACAGUUGUGUAUGCCCGGAAAAGUCAAUAUUUACAAACUCAACACAUACAAAUCAGUUUUUUCUCGCGUCAGCCGGAGUACAGUGGAAACGGACCGCGAUUUACGUGCAUCCGAUCGAUACUGCACGAGGAUUGGCCACAGUGCGCGCCGUCAGUUAACAACAACGUUGCACCGCGAGGUCUCGAGCAGCGAAGAUGGCGUUUAUGAUGCCGGUGGUGAAGAACGACUGGGAUAUUUACAACUCGGGCAAGUCGCGUCGCGUGUCGGAGGCGGAGCGGCCGGGCGGGCGCGUGCGGAAGGUCUCCGAGUCCCGCUCCGAGGGCCCCGCCACGGCGCCGCGCGCCGCGCUCAGCCCGCACCGCAGCGCGCCCGCCAUGCGCUCGCUCUCCUACUCGCGCCCGCCGCCCUCGCGCAGCUCGCUCCGGGUGCCCCUCGACAACCACAGCCCCAAGACCCCCGGCAGCCCGCCCGCGCGCCCGCCGCACGACAAGUUCCACAACAGGUUGGUCGACAAGUUGAAGAAGGCGUUGGGCCGGGCCGACCCUCGCUCCGCCGAGCGCACGUCAUGAGCUAACCGCCGGUGCUGUGUGUUCAGGACCCGCGGGGACUCCCCGGAGCCGCGCUGCUCGUGCGUGCCCUACCUGUGACGUCACCGCCGCCGCCGCCGCCGCCGGCCGCCAACAACGCUGAACGUAACUAUAUGUUACAUCUCCACAAUGCAAUAGUAUGUAGAUCACAUUUGUUUGCUUUUUCUAACUGUUGCAUGUGAAGCACUAUGUUUAAUCAGAAUGUGUCAGUAUUAGGUUGUAUUAGGGCUGUUUGUUGUAUGAUAAGACUGCGCUUAGCCUAGGGUUAGGAGGGGGUCACGGCCGCGGCCGCGGCUCCUGCAUAUGCUGGCAGUUUACGAUUGUAUCUGUGAUUCGAUAUUUGUAAGUCGCGUUGUAUUAUUUAUUUUAUAAAAUAGUAUAAUCGGUUAUGUUAAAAAUGUGAAACGCCUGACCAUCCAAGGGUUUCUGUAAUCUAAAUUGGGGACGAGUGGCUGGCUACAAAUUUGGUAACCGUACAAUGUUGAAACAAGUACCUUUUAUUAUAAUUAAACUAAAUUUUAAUACCAAACUGUCGAUAUUAGAGGACGGUGCGAGGCAGUGAUAAUUUAAGUGUAUUGAUAUUAUGACAAGGUUCCAUUUGAUAGAUAUUAUGUAUGUUGAUGUUUUGUUAUUGAUUUUACGCUUUGGAUAAAGUAAAUGUUGACUUGUAGCAAAUAAAUGACUGUGUAUGGACCAGCUUUAUAAAAAAAUAUUUGUAGUUUUUCAGUGAAACUGAGUCAAAGAAGUGUUGGCGUCUAGUGAUAUAUUUAUAUCGUAUAGCUUUCAGUUUAUGAAUGAGUAUUAUUAUGUUUUCAUAAGUAAUUGGUGCAAAAAUGUGAGUCUAAAAUACUAAAUGUGAAGUUAUGAACGAAUGUAGAUGUUAGAUAUCAAAGAAUGUAAUUCCUAGGACAUUUAAGUAGGUGUCGUAAAUGUUAUUACUUAUAAUGUAUUUCAAAGUUCCUUAUUUUCGCUAGAUAGAAGUUUUUUUUGUACUUUAGUAAGUACUUACAAUCAAGAAAAUCACAAACUGCCAUACUAGGUACUGUUAUGUUAUGGAUUAUUAGGAGUUCAAUUAGUUCAAACAUUUGUCAAAAUUAUUGUUACUAAAUUCACAUCAGUGCUUGAAAAUUUAAAGACUGCAAAAGAUAAACCUGUACCUAGAUUUUUUUUAUGGUUAAGAGCUAAACUAAAAAUGACAUUGUAAAUAACGAUCUGCCAUCAUGAGUUACUUGUAAUAACUAUCAUGUACAUUAAUUAUCUGUAUGGAUUUAUACCAACCUAAUGAAAUAAUAAAACUUGAUACAUAAUCUAAA